This is a messenger RNA of Rhincodon typus (whale shark), 554 nucleotides long. Its product is annotated as putative ferric-chelate reductase 1. The record is from RefSeq and is a predicted model, not a curated record. Lineage: Eukaryota; Metazoa; Chordata; Chondrichthyes; Orectolobiformes; Rhincodontidae. The transcript is spliced from 4 exons. The annotation marks the transcript as partial. Gene Ontology annotation, biological process: regulation of glutamate receptor signaling pathway.
AGCUACUUUUGUGCAAGCAUUUGCAACUUGGAUGGAUGUCAGGAGUCAGACCAUUGAAAGAUCUGUCAGCAAUGUGUCUCCUACCAUGGCCACUUCUCUGAACACUGUCACUCUAUCUCAGAGGAUCUCUAGUAAUGGAUGUGGCAGCACCAAGUUUUGCUUCAGUAACCCUGCACAGUGCAAUCCAGCCAGUGAUCAGGACUGUUUCUUUAUGUCAUCCACUCCAAAGGGUAGCCAAGGCUUGCAAUUUGAAAUGAGUGGGAGGUCACCUGGCUACAUCUCGAUUGGUUUUUCAGAUGACCAGCAAAUGGGCAAUGAUGAUAUCUACAUUUGUGGUAAGGACAUCUCUGGCAAUAUACAAGUACAGCGUGCCUAUUCCACAGGAAGAGUACGUCCUCGCACAGAGCAGCUGGGUGAAGUGGACAGUAUAAAUGUUGCUAAUGAAAAUGGCAUCAUUCAGUGCACAUUCAACACAAGAAACAACAUAUCAACCGUACCAAGAGCUGCCAAUAAUCAGUACUACUUAUUCUUUGCGUAUGGUCCUUCUGCCGGUG